Dissoconium aciculare CBS 342.82 is the source of this 1541-nucleotide messenger RNA. RefSeq lists its product as uncharacterized. Bases 300 to 1418 code for a protein of 372 amino acids. The record is from RefSeq and is a predicted model, not a curated record. Lineage: Eukaryota; Fungi; Ascomycota; Dothideomycetes; Mycosphaerellales; Dissoconiaceae. The transcript has 5 exons.
UGAGACAGCGCUCUUUUGAACACUGGUUUCCGCCAGCAUCGCAAUCCAAGCCUGCCGCUCGGCGGGUUUGCAACAUGUCUCAAUUCAUCCAUCAUCCAUGUCGACCGAAAGGCCGAGAGCAGCCGUUGACGUUAGUAUAUUAAACUUUUUACCCGUUGUAGAUCCACAACACGAUCAAGAGAUUGGACGCAAAGGAGGAGAGCUUUCGCAACAAACUUCUCGCCAUACCUCGCGACAUAUGGUGGCAUCCGCGCGCGAGUUUUCUUUUCAUUCUUCACCAACUCUCGAAUGAUCCACUCAUGUCGUCGUCGGCUGCAGGCGCCGCGACGGUCCAGCCAUCAGAUAAUCGAGGCCCGGCCAUCCAAGUCGUUCAGAUUCUGAUGAUCGUCAUCGCUGCAACGAGCGUCAUUCUACGAUUCAUCGCCCGGAAGCUUGGAGGAGUGUCAUUAUGGUGGGAUGAUUGGUUCAUCUUGGCCGCUUCGGUCUUUUCAUUAGGCAUCAAUACCAUAAAUUUCUUAGGAGUCGAAUAUGGCAUGGGCAAACAUCUCAAAUAUAUACCCGACCACGGCAUGAGAUAUCUCCAAACACUUUACGCACUGGAAUUGGUCUACACCGCCGCGCUUGCGCUCGCGAAAAUUGGCGUCCUUCUCAUGUACCAGCGACUCUUUGGCAUCAACCGCAUGUUCUCGCUGGCCGUCAAAGUAACCAUCGGCCUCGUCAUCUGCUGGUUCAUCGGUGUCGAGGUGGCCACUCUGUUUCAGUGUGAACCGGUGUACCGGCUCUGGAUGCCGAGGACGCCUGGAAAGUGCUUCGCCAUCAUCCAAUUCUUCGAGGGCGCCGCCAUACCAAAUGUCAUCACAGACGUCAUUAUCCUCAUUCUUCCGCAACCCAUCAUCUGGAAACUUCGUCUGAAGUGGAGCACGCGACUUGCAUUGUGUGGUGUUUUCUUGCUUGGCGCCUUGACUGCUUGUGCAUCGAUUGGCCGUCUAGUCUCCAUGCUCGAAUUUGGCUCAACGAAAGACUUCACAUGGGACGCUUAUGCUGUCAUCAUCUGGUUUUCGAUUGAACCUCCCAUCGGCAUCGCUUGCGCCUGCAUCCCGUGUAUGGGACCAUUGUUCCGACACCUUCCGGGCUCACCUUUCGCAUCAACAGCAAACGGUUCUGUAUCUGGCCCUGACGGCCUUCAUUCGGGCAGCUUCAAAGGAAUCAGUGCGCCUCCAUCAUACGGGGCUCGCAGCGAGCGUAGACCGAGCGAUUUCGACACCGAGAGCCUUACGAAUCUACGCCCCGGGGUCCACUCCUCCCACGAUUCAUUCUGUACAUCUCGACCAGGCAGCGCAGCCCUUCGGCCUGGAACGGGAGCUGGACCGUACGAGUUGGACAAUGUUCAUGUACGCAAGAUCGACGACAUGACGUGAAUUUCAGAACAUCCCGGACAUCCGAACCUGGCCAUUGUCACGACCUCCAUGACUCAAGCACUGUCUCGUCUGCGCACCACAGAAGCAGCAUGUGGAACAAGAGCCGACAGGGAUGCUUACCAA